GCACAGAAAGCGAGCGAGGAGAGAUUUGGAUGCUUUUCUGAAGCUAGAGAGUUUAGUCGAUGGCAUCAUCUGAGAUAACAUCGGGGGCGUUGGUUACAUUGCAAGAUUUGCAUCCAUCUUCCCCAUAUUUCAAGCAAGGAGCAUCGUUACGAGUAACCGGAAGGUUACAUGAUUACUCUGUAGAGACGGCCAUUGCCACAAUCGCCCAUGGAAGUGAGAGGUUAAAAAUCAACACGCAGCACCUCCGAGAGCUCAGCUUUCGAGUUGGAUCCAUCUACCAGUUCAUCGGCGAGCUGCUUAUUCAACCGGAUAAUGAGGCAGUGUUGCAGGCACGUGUGGGAAGGAAUGUCGACGGCAUUGACCUCAAUCUAUAUCAUCAGUCUCUGCAACUGAUAAGACAAUUUCAGGCCAACCAUUUGAAGAAGCCAGCAACUUAAUGCAAUUAUUCUUUUGGAAAGGCUCAUGUGGUUGAAAUUUAUCCUGGUCCCCUUCGUGUCGCACUCCAUACCUAUGCAUUUGUUGAAAAGAACUUACCUACGCUGAUAUGUCAUUGUAGCAGUAUUUCAAGCUAAUGAUACAUUAUCAUUUCAUAAAGUUAAAAUACUUGACUAAGUGUAUUUAGUACCUCCACAUUUGCACCCCAUGUAUAGGUAAGUUUCUCUCGUCUUUGUAAACAUUCUUUUUAGAGAAGGCUAAGGAGAUUCUCUCAAAGUAGAACUCUACAUGGACUCUUUGCCAGAAGAGGAUUAUUUCCCCUCCUAA
Messenger RNA from Pyrus x bretschneideri (Chinese white pear), 762 nucleotides. RefSeq names its product CST complex subunit TEN1. Gene Ontology annotation, cellular component: CST complex. Gene Ontology annotation, biological process: negative regulation of telomere maintenance via telomerase. Bases 60 to 437 code for a protein of 125 amino acids. Gene Ontology annotation, molecular function: telomerase inhibitor activity; single-stranded DNA binding; telomeric repeat DNA binding. NCBI's taxonomy places the organism in Eukaryota, Viridiplantae, Streptophyta, Magnoliopsida, Rosales, Rosaceae. The record is from RefSeq and is a predicted model, not a curated record. The transcript has 4 exons.